Molecule: messenger RNA, 1578 nt
Organism: Vicia villosa (hairy vetch)
Lineage: Eukaryota; Viridiplantae; Streptophyta; Magnoliopsida; Fabales; Fabaceae
Exons: 1
Coding region: 1-1578 (525 amino acids)
Source: RefSeq, a predicted model, not a curated record
AUGCGUCGUACUCUUGGCGCCAAGCUCAAAUUCGAGUUCCUCGACGGCACCAUUCCGAUGUCGGUCGACUCUUUCGACCCUCUCCACCGCGCUUGGAAUCGCUGCAAUAUGCUCAUUCAUUCAUGGAUUAUGAACUCGGUGGAUCCUUCCAUCGCUCAAUCCAUCGUAUUCAUGGAGAACGCCGCUGAUGUUUGGCUCGAUCUGAAGGAGCGCUUCUCACAAGGGGAUCUGGUCCGAAUCUCAGAACUUCAACAAGAAAUCUACUCUCUCAAGCAAGACUCACGCACGGUAACAGAAUUCUUCUCUGAGCUUAAAAUUCUAUGGGAAGAACUUGAGAUUUAUAUGCCUAUUCCUACCUGUACCUGUCGUUCCAAAUGUGUGUGUGAAGCUAUGCGCACUGCUCGCCGGAAUCAUCAAUUGCUUCAUUCCAUGCGUUUCAUUACCGGCCUCAACGAUAACUUUGGAGUCGUGAAAUCUCAGAUUCUCCUCCGUGAUCCUCUACCAUCCAUUAACAAGAUUUUCUCCAUGAUCCUUCAACAUGAGCGACAACUUAUACCUACUUUCUCUGAGGAUUCCAAAGCUCUCAUCAACACUUCUGAGUCUAAGAAGCUUUAUCAGAAAUCUGGAAAAUCUUUCACCAAGUCCAAACCUCGUGUUUGUACCUACUGCAACAAAUCUGGCCACACUGUUGAUACCUGCUACAAGAAACAUGGUUUACCCCCUCAUUUGCAGCGAUCAAAUUCUUCAGGCACUGCUAGUGAAGGGAGUGCGUUCACAACUUCUGAUGCAGCUCCAGUCAAAGGUCCUUCUCCUUCAUUGACUCACGAGCAAUAUGAGAAGCUUAUCCAUCUAAUUCAAGGUUCUAGCCUCAAUCAGCAACUUGGAAAUGUUGCUUCUAAUCAGGUGCGCUCAAUCCACUCUUCUGGUCUUACACCAGUUGAUUCUUCAGGUAUUUACUCUGUCCAUUCUAUUUCUUGUUUCCAUUCUUCGUGUCAUAACACAACUCUUGGCUCUUGGAUCAUCGAUUCAGGGGACAGUCACCAUAUAUGCUCUUCACUACAAUGGUUUCACUCUUAUAGUGAAAUCACUCCAAUACUCGUCAAGCUACCUAAUGGUCAGCACACUGUCACAAAAUUCAUGGGCACUGUCACCUUUUCACCUGGAUUCACGAUUUUGAAUGUUCUAUAUGUGCCUGAUUUUAGUGUAAAUCUGAUUUCUGUUUCUGAAUUGUGCCAUAAUUUGAUUGGUUCAGCUGAAAGACUUGAUGGUUUAUACUAUCUUCUCCUGACAAAUAAGAAGAUCACCCCAAGCAUAAAUGCCAAUCAAAUACCUCAAAGUGCUUUGUGGCACUUUAGACUAGGACACCUAUCUCAUCCUAGAUUGUUAAAUUUAAAAGAACAAUUUCCCUUUAUUGUUAGUGAUCAAAAGGCAAUUUGUGAUGUUUGUCAUUUUGCCAAGCAUAGAAAGUCCUCUUUCCCUCAUAGCACAAAUAAAGCUUUAAAGCCAUAUGAUCUUAUACACUUUGAUAUUUGGGUCCCAUUUCCACUACCUCUAUUGGCAAUCAUCGUUAUUUUUUAA